Lytechinus pictus (painted urchin) is the source of this 3187-nucleotide messenger RNA. RefSeq lists its product as uncharacterized. The transcript is spliced from 3 exons. The coding region runs from base 154 to 1185 and encodes 343 amino acids. The record is from RefSeq and is a predicted model, not a curated record. NCBI's taxonomy places the organism in Eukaryota, Metazoa, Echinodermata, Echinoidea, Temnopleuroida, Toxopneustidae.
CCUAAGGGGUUUAAUUUCUAAUGGACGUGGUUCGAAAUCCAGCUGUGUGUGACUGUAACAAAAGGGAAUUUUCUCCUUGAAAUUUUGUGAUAUUUUGUUUUCUACUGAAAUGUAUGUGAUAAUCAAGAAUUGAGGUUCACGAAGGUUAUUGAAAUGAUUAAUGGAAUCUCGCUAAUAACAUUUAUCCUUCAGACUGGAGAGAACAUGUACACAGUAAGAAGUCAGAGUGAGGAGGGAACACAUGCUGUGGACAUGAAGGUGGGAGUUAUUACUUGCUUUGUCGGAAGAACUGGCGGGGCCUGCAAACAUCAGGAAGCUACAAUCAAACAUUUCAACGAGACAUCUACUAAUUUUCUUCCAUCAUCUUCAGAAGAAAGGGCUCUCAUAUUGAAGAUUGAUACUGGAAAUGAUGUGAACGUUCCAUUCAGAUGGCUAGAAUCACUCCAGUUUGUUGAACCAAUGGUAGGAUCAGGAGAAGGUCAAACAGAACCAUCUCUGCAAGAUGUGCCAGAUGCGAGUGGAUCUAUACCUUGGAGCACGUUGGCUGGAUCCUUUGAUGCAGACAGUGGUGAUGACUUCGAAAUGGAACCAAAGAAAGUCCAAGACCCACAGCUUGUGCGUAUCCAGAGUUUGGAAGUUCAAAGAGACUUUCACAAUGCUUUUGAUAGACGUCUUCAUGGUGGCAGUAGUUCAGGAAAUUCUCCAAAUCAUUUGGAGGAAGGUCUUCAGGAAAUGUUUGAAGACAUGAAACGAAGACUUCAAGGAAAUCCCGAGGUGUUUGAGGGCCCUGUAAAGAAAAUGUUGAAAAGCUAUUCAAAGUUGAAAGGGAAUAACAGUUUAACCUCAGCCAUGAGUAUGUUUGGUCGGUAUAAUGGUAUCAACUUUGCAAAGCGUACAUGUACAUCAUCAAAGACCAAGGCUACUGAUCAGUCACCUCUCACCUCUGGGCCCAGCAUUGGUGUUCAACCGUUGUCAAUCGCCAGGAGAAAAGUGAAGCUUGGGGGUAGGAGAAGCUUAACAAGGGGCCGGCCAACCAAGCAAGCUGCGACUCAGGAACAUGGUUAUGCCAAAGGAUCCCACUCUCAAUCAGGGAUUCCAAAGAGGGCAAGAGUAGCUGCACCACAUUCACUGAGCCAUGCCACUACAAUGUGCCAGUCUCUUGGAAAGACUCACAGUUCUAAGUGAAUCUUAACAGUGCAUAUAUGCCCAGGGGGAUCAAGAAUAGUUUGAUUCCUUAACUAUAAAAUCUGGGGUCUUCAUUCAAAAGUUUUUUCUCUAAAUACUGGUCAUAAAUCGCGACAACCAGGUAUGCAGCUCUGAUGUUUCGCGUGUUAGAAAAAAAAACGUGGUUUCAUGUAAAAAAUCAGUGCAACUUGUGUUUUAAGUCCAUAUUUAUAAAUCUUUUACCAUUUUUGUCUCACCUGCAUAGCAGCCACCGCUCUUCGGCGGUGACUAUCAAAUCUUAACCAUAGGUUAAGUUUUGAAAUGACUGCAUAACUUAAAAAGCAUAUAGACCUAGUUCAUGAAACUUGGCCAUAAGGUCAAUCAGGUAUUACUGAACAUCCUGCCUGAGUUUUGAGUCACAUGACCAAGGUCAGAGAUCAUUUAGGGCCAAUUAACUUAGACCAUGUUGGGGGAAUCAGCAUCAAAACCUUAACUUAAGGUUAAGUUUUUGAAAUGUCAUCAUAAUUUAGAAAAUAUAGGGACCUAGCUUGUGAAACUUGGACAUAAGGUUGAUCAAGUAUUACUGAACAUCCUGCUUGAGUUUUACGUCACAUGACCAAGGUCAGAGGUCAUUUAGGGUCAAUGAACUUUGGCCAAAUUGGAGGUAUCUGUUGAAUUACCAUCAUAACUUCGAAAGAUUAUCAAUCAGAUUCAUGAAACUUGGAAAUACAAGUUAUCAUGUAUCACUGAACAUCUCAUGCGAGUUUCAGGUAACAUGACCUAAGUCAAAGCUCAUUUAAGGUCAUUGAACUUUGGCCAUUUUGAAGGUACAUGUAAUUAUUAGAUUGCUGUCAUAACUUUCAAAGUUUAUAGAUAUAAAAUAUAAAGAUAUAAAAUGUGGAUAUAGGGGUAAUCAAGUAUCACUGACAAGUUUUAGAUCACAUGAUCAAGGUCAAAUGUCAAUGAACGUAGUAUUGUAUAAUAUGAAUGUUUUUUUUGUGAAUAUUUAUUUUAAAGUAGUUUUCAAAGUCAGCACUGCUGCUAUAUUGAAUAGCGUGAUACAGGUGAGACAGCCAGAGGCAUUCCACUUGUUUUUUUUUUUUUUUUGGGGGGGGGGGGGGAGGGGGGAGCACCCCGAGCGCCCAACCGUCAGUAUGUCACUGUCCAAAGGCACCAUAACCUUUGUAGCACACAAUGAAAGGAUUUGAAAAAAAGAAACACUCUCUCCCAUACUUUGGUAAAAAAAAUUGUUCUUACCUAAAGAAGGAACAUUAAAAACUAAAAAAGAACAUAUAAAAAGGAACAACAGAACUAUUCAAGCAAAUAAUUAGACUUGGAAAUUAAUUUUGACUGUAUAAUUCGAAAAUUAUGGCAAAAAUAAUGAAAAAGAUGAGAGGAAAUCUGCUGAUUAGCAAGAAGUCCAACCAUCAUAUUUAUCAUUUCAUGCCAUUUUGGCGCAAGCCUCAUUUUUAGCUCCAGAAAAAAAAACAUUCCAAAAACAUUACGCUCAAGCAUGAACAAAACUAAAUCAUUUUAAUGGCAAUUGAAGUAUAAGACUUCAGAGCACCUAUUGACACCAAAAUAUAGAGAUCAUAAUUUGAAACAAAAAUUUUAUAGACUUUUCAAAUCUGUCCCGUUUUUUUUAAUACGCAUUGUAGGGGUAAUCAAGUACCGGGUAUCACUGACAAGUCUUAGGUUGCAUGAUUAAGGUCAAAUGUCAUUAAUUGUCAAUGAACAUAGUAUUGUAUCAUUUUAUGAAUUGUGUUUUUUUGUGAAUAAUUUUGGUAUAGUCUUUUUCAAAGUGAUUAAAAAAACCCAAAGGGAAUAGGGUUACGUUCUUAUUUGUAUGAAGUUGAACAUAUAUCCAAAACCAUCUAAAGUCAUCCUGUUACCACAUUAUUGUCUAAAGGUUAUUGUUGAUAUUACGUAAAAGGGUUCCGAAAACUAUUUGAGUUUGUAACAGAGCUGAUAUCAGAUAUCUUUCUGAAUGCAUUUCAAAUAAAGAGGAAACAACGUUUUUUAA